CGCGCGGGGAGAGCAAAGUUGAGAGGUGGCAAUCAAUGGCCUCCUUUCCGUUCCCAACCUGCAGAACAAGUUUCCCUUUGUCGAAAGAAGGGGCCUGCCGCCGCCGUCCACCUGGGGCCGGGUGCGCUGCCUUUGAUUGCCUCUGGCCUCCUCCCUCUGAACUUGUUACCUUGGAGCUGAGCUGUCAGAAUGUUAAAAAGAAAAAAGAAAAAAAGAAAAAAGAGUAGCUUUAUAAUCUCUGGGCCCUCAUUAUGUAAAAUGGCAUGGGAGGAGCUUUGCUUCUCUCUCUCUCUCUCUCUCUCUCUCUCUCUUUGAGAUUUCUGCAUCGGAGAAACUGACUGUACACAAAUAAGAGAGGGAGGCAGAGAGAAGCUGAAGCAAAGUUGCUGUCCAGAGAGAGAGAGAGAGAGAGAAACUGAGGUGUGUGUCUUGCCCCAGGACCUCUGCUCCUUAAGUGUCUGGUGAACGUGACGGCGUAAAUGUUUCUGGCCUGGAGGACGAGGACAACGUGGCUUCUUGCCUACCUCCCACUCUUUUAACAGAAGCCACGGGAGUGAAUCGGCUGAGAUGUGAUCCUAUUGUGGCUCUUGGGAUUCUGGAUAGUAGACUUCCAAAUCAUGGGAAGAGAGCCCAACCCUGAGCCUCAGGAAGGCCGAUAGCUCCGUGGUGGGACGCACACUUGGCAUGCGGAAGGACCCAGGUUCAGUUCCCGGCGUAUCCCACUAAAACUACCUCAAGUAGCAGAGCUCAGAAAGAGCUCUCCACCUUGGAAAGCUGCUGCCUGCCAGAGUCCUAGAUGGACCAAUGGCCUGACCCAGUAUGAGACAGUUUCAUAGAUCCACCUUCACGGGAUUAUGCUAUUGCUAGGACUGAAUUCUGGGCCAGAAUUUCUAUGGUGGCUCCUUCUGACAAUUUGCACACGUGUCUUGAACGGGUUGAGAGGGCUGUGACCCUCCCGUUUGGCUCCAGCAACUAUGGAAACCAUGCUCACUGAUUCGGGACGGCCAGAAGACCCUUUCCCAGGGAAGGCGAGAUGUCCACACUUCCUUUCCGCAAACAUCGUUGCGGUUGUGGAAAGGUGUAUGAGUUCCAUGCAAGCUGGGACCCAGAUGAUCAAACUCCGGGGCAGUUCCAAAGGGCUCGUUCGUUUCUACUAUCUCGACGAACACAAGUCCUGCAUUCGCUGGAGACCUUCGCGGAAGAACGAGAAAGCCAAAAUCUCCAUCGAUUCGAUCCAGGAGGUGUGUGAAGGCAAGCAGUCGGAGAUCUUCCAGCGUUACGCGGAUGGCAGCUUUGACCCCAACUGCUGCUUCAGCAUCUACUAUGGAGACCACAUGGAGUCCCUCGACCUGGUGUCGUCCAGCGGAGAGGAGGCCCGGACCUGGAUCACGGGCCUCAAGUACCUGAUGGCCGGAAUCAGCGACGAAGACAGCCUGUCGAAACGGCAGAGGACAAGAGACCAGUGGUUGAAGCAGACCUUUGACGAGGCAGACAAGAACGGGGACGGCAGCCUCAGUAUCAACGAGGUUCUCCAGCUGAUGCACAAACUCAACGUCAACCUCCCCCGGCAGAAAGUCAAGCAGAUGUUCAAGGAGGCCGAUACAGAUGACAACCAGGGAACGCUGGACUUCGACGAGUUCUGCGCCUUCUACAAGAUGAUGUCGACCCGGCGUGACCUGUACCUGCUCAUGCUCACCUACAGCAACCACAAGGACUACCUGGAUGCUGACGACCUGAAACGCUUCUUGGACACUGAGCAAAAGAUGGUUAACGUGACUAAGGAUCAUUGCCUGGAAAUCAUCAGCCAGUUUGAACCAUGUCCGGAGAACAAGAAGCAAGGAGCCCUUGGGAUUGAUGGGUUCACCAACUACAUGCGCAGCCCGGCUGGGGAUAUCUUCAACCCGGAGCAUUACCACGUCAACCAAGACAUGUCCCGCCCGCUGAGCCACUACUUCAUCACCUCUUCUCACAACACCUACCUCAUGGGGGACCAGCUGAUGUCUCAGUCCCGGGUCGACAUGUACGCCUGGGUCCUGCAGUCAGGAUGCCGUUGCGUGGAAGUGGACUGCUGGGAUGGACCCGACGGCGAGCCCAUCGUCCACCACGGCUACACCUUGACCUCCAAGAUCCUCUUUAAAGACGUCAUCGAGACCAUCAACAAGUAUGCCUUCAUCAAAAGCGAAUACCCCGUCAUUUUGUCGAUCGAGAACCACUGCAGCGUUGCCCAGCAGAAGAAGAUGGCCCAGUAUCUCAUGGAGAUUCUGGGGGACAAGCUGGACCUGUCUUCAGUGAGCAACGAAGACCUCACCCAACUGCCUUCCCCGGAGAACCUCAAAGGGAAAAUAUUAGUCAAGGGGAAGAAGCUGCCAGCCAACAUUAGCGAGGAUGCAGAGGAAGGAGAAGUGUCUGACGAGGACAGCGCCGAUGAGAUUGAUGAUGACUGUAAACUAAUGAAUGGCGAUGCCUCCUCGAAUCGGAAGCGAGUGGAGAACAUUGCAAAAAAGAAAUUGGACUCCCUGAUCAAGGAAUCCAAAAUCCGUGACUGUGAAGACCCAAAUAAUUUUACAGUUACCACCUUGCCGUCGUCUGGGAAACCCGGCCAUAAGCAUGAUCUGAAGAAGAGCAAACACGAGGACGAUGCAGAAUCCGGGGAAGAUUUGGUCGCCAACAAGCGCCACAACCGAUCGCUGAUGGGCAGCUUUUCCAAGCGCAAGAAAAAAGGCAGCAAGCUUAAAAGGACCUCGAGUCUGGAGGAGGGAGAAGAUGACCUUGACUGUCAAGGAAACAUCGCCAGGGGUUCAGUGCAUUACAGCAAGACCAACAGGCAGAAGAAAACCAUGCAGCUAUCCCGUGCACUCUCAGACCUGGUGAAAUACACAAAAUCUGUUGGGAUCCAUGAUGUGGAAUCUGAAAUCUCUUCUAGCUGGCAGGUGUCCUCCUUCAGCGAGACGAAAGCUCACCAAAUUCUCCAGCAGAAACCGGCCCAGUAUCUGCGUUUCAACCAACGCCAACUGUCCCGCAUCUAUCCGUCCUCCUAUCGGGUGGACUCCAGUAACUACAACCCGCAGCCCUUCUGGAACGCCGGCUGCCAACUGGUUGCACUGAACUACCAGUCGGAUGGGCGAAUGCUGCAGCUGAACCGGGCCAAGUUCAGUGCCAACGGGAAUUGUGGCUACGUCCUCAAGCCCAGGUGCAUGUGUCAAGGUGUCUUCAACCCAAACGCGGAAGACCCGCUGUUCAGCCAGAUGAAGAAGCAGCUGGUGUUGAGGAUAAUCAGCGGACAGCAGCUACCGAAGCCCCGAGACUCCAUGCUUGGAGACAGAGGGGAGAUCAUCGACCCAUUUGUGGAAGUGGAGGUGAUUGGCUUGCCCAUGGACUGCUGCAAAGAACAGACGAGAGUCGUCGAUGACAACGGCUUCAACCCCAUGUGGGAAGAAACCCUGGUGUUCUCUGUAUGCAUGCCGGAAAUCACGCUUGUCCGGUUCCUGGUGUGGGAUCAUGAUCCCAUCGGGAGGGACUUCAUUGGGCAGAGGACGAUAUCGUUUACGAGCAUGAUGCCAGGUUAUCGGCACGUGUAUUUGGAAGGCAUGGAGGAGGCAUCCAUCUUUGUCCAUGUAUCUGUCCAUGACAUAUGUGGUAAGGCCAAGCAACCUCUGGGCUUAAAAGGUCUCUUUCUCAGAAAUCCAAAGCAGGCCUCUCUAGACAGUCAUGCUGCUGGCCAACUCAACCGCAAACACUCCUUUAGCAGCCACCUCUUACGGCGGACAGCCAGCGCGCCCACCAAGAGCCAGAAGAAGACGAAGAAGGGCUUCCCCGAGAUCGCCAUCGACACCAAAGACAACAGCUCGGAAGGGGCGAGCGAGGACCACGCACUGGAAGACUCCUCCCACCCUCGUUUCGACCAAGAGCCGGGGUGCGCAUCCCCGGCGCCUUCUCUCCGAGACGGCGCCCUCCGGGAGGCUUCAGGCAAGGGGGUGAAAGGUAAGGCCCACAGUGUUGGCAAGGGUAAAAGCAGCCCAAGCCGAGUGGACAGGGACGCCGCCUUCAGCGAGCCCAUCCGGAGGUCCCACCGGGUCCGUCUCCAGGAGCCGCCCGACGAGAAGCCGAGCGUCUUUGCCCGCUGCACCAUCAACGGAUCGGGUAGGGUUGGCAUGGCCACCAACUGCAUGAAGUGCAUGCUCGGCUCCAACGAGAGCCCCGAUCUGGAGUGCAAGUGGAGCGACCACGCAGCCACCGGGCCCGCCGCCGAGGACAGCCCGCCCUGCAAUCCGUACAGCAGCCUGGCGGGCGACGGGGAGAAGUUAGAGCUCAGGAAUUGGGGGAUCCGAGAGCAGCCGCGGCCGCAGUCGGACCGGCCCUUUGGCGGCGGCUACGGGGCCGCCGAGAGCCUGCCCAGGACCUGCCAGCCCUUUGGGGCCUCAGGGAAGAAAAACAGUGACCCUAAAAGCCACGGGGCGAAAGGUCACUCCCGGCAGCGGUGGCAAGCUCAGCCCGGCGGCAAAUACGGGAGCACGGUCAACUUGGUGGCGGCCAGCAAUGGCUCCGUCUCCUCCGACUCCAGCAGCCUGGAGAGCCUCGCGAGCCCCGAAUUCCCCAAACGCUGCUCCGAGAGCUCCCGGAAGCAGGCAGGCACCCUUCAGAGGGAAAUGAAUGCCUUGUUUGCGGAAAAAAUGGAGGAAAUUCGCAGUAAAUCCCCUAUAUUCUUUACUGAUGUCCGCCAAUACUCGAUGCAGAGGUCAAUCACGUCAUUAUGCAACCUGGAGACGAUCAGUGAGGAGCCCUUGGUUGCCAACGAGAACCAGCCCACCAGCACUUGCUUUCCUCUCCCCGAGACCCCUGCCAGUUAUCCCAAGCCAGGGAACGUGCCCCAUGGCUCUCAUGAAGACUGGGCGGAAGGCAACGGACUACCCAAUCGGCUCAAGGGUCUUCCUCUUCCACAGUGCACCGUGGUGGCCGCGGAGGAGAAAACACGACCUGCCCCCAGCACCGCCGCCACCGCACGGAUUCUGCGACAGGAGUGUCUUAGGCAAAGCACCACCAAAGAUGAUGAUGGCUGGAAGGGGGCAUACAGCAAUGGGGACCAGUCCGGUUUACAAGCUCAGGACCACAUUACGUUAGCCAGCCAUUGGCCCUGUCCUGCCGGAAGUUGUCAGAAGCAGAGAGAUGUUGCAGAGGAAGAGCAGAUAGAUGUUGAAAGAGCGGAGGAGGGCAGCGCCGUGUCAGGCCAGCCACGCCAGGGCCACAGGGGCCACGCCACUGCGCCAACGCCACCUUGCGGAUCUCUCCAAAUAACUCAAGCUGCCGGCGCCUCCAUGCCUCAGGUGGUUGUGAGGAGGUCAAAGAGUGAAGGGUACAAACUUUGCGACUGUUCAGGCUCAACGAGGUAUCCCGGCGGCUUCUCCCCGGCUGCGGAAGUGUACUCCGAUGCCACCGUCAACGACCGCAUCUGGAGCAAGUUGGACUCCGGCAGCCACAGGGACAGCAUGUCUUCCUCUUCCAGCAUGUCCUCCAACGAUACAGUCAUUGACCUUUCCUUGCCCAACCUUGCUCAGAAAAGCCUUCCUGACCUCUGUGCCCGGUGUGAGAAUUUUGAGGUCCUCCCCGAGCAAAGAGGCACGCGCCCCUGGUCGGCGAGCGCAGCAUCCGGGCGCGACAUGCCCACGGUGACCAAGAGCAAAUCCAACCCAAACUUGAGGGCGAGCCAAGCGACGGAGGACGAGCUGUGCCCUCGGCCACUGGCCCGGGCUCCUGAAAUGGGGUCGUCGGCCAUUCCCAGAAGACACACCUGGAGCCGGCUGUACAUGGAGACCCUCAAGCAGUCUUGCUUGAAGGCCCAACGCCCGGAGAAAGCCGAGACCAAUCCGGCCAAAUCGAAGAGCCUCGGCGACCUGACCUCCGACGACAUCGCCUGCGCCUUCGAGGGCAAGUACCGGAGCAUCAGCCGCGGCUUCGUCACCCGCUCCAUGAGAGAGCAGCGCCGCCAGGCGGCCGCCAGGUUCUCGGCGAAGCCCCCGGACAAGCUCACCGAACGCUUGCGGAAGCUGACCACCUUUCAGCAGGAGGACGACAUCACUUCCCCCACCAGCCUCGAGCCAAUUGAGUCGGAGGAGGAGGAGGAAGGGGCGGGCCUCCUCCGAAGGUCCUCCUCGCGCAGCCAGAGCCGGGUGCGCUACAUCGCCAACCGGGCCCGGCAGGCGCAGGAGAGGCUGAGGCUGAAAAGCUUAGAGCUGGCCCAGGGGAGUCCCAUUGAGGAGAGAGGGAACCCCGAAGGGGCCUGCUGCUUCCCCAGAGGCGCCUGCAUGGACGCGACGUCCCCCGGCCUGUUUACACCCCCACCCAAGACCCACGCGGACUUGAACCACCGUGAUGCCCAGGUCGUCUUUAUGUUCAAACUCUAACCCUGGGAAGGGCUCCACGAGGUUGAUGUUUACAUGCCUGCCAGAGCAAAACCAACAGAACAUUUUUUUUUUAAAUAACAAAAACAAAACGCACACCGUGCAAGAAAGCCCUUGUUUCUAGCUAUUCCAAGAUCCUCCUUCCUCCUCCUUCCAGCCUCCCAAAGAUGUGUGUAUGUGUGUGUGUGUGUGUGUGUGUGUGUGUGUGUGUGUGUGUGUGUGUGGUCUGUAGCAUUCAAUGUGGGAAGGGGGUACCUCGAAUAGUCAUAAGGGGGAACAGAUCCUGGCAAUACCCCCCGACGAUCCCUAGGAAGCAUGUCCACAUUUGUGAAUGGUGAUUCUCUCCUCUUCUUUGCGGCCCCGUCUUUCUUGGGUGACCCUCUUGGUAUGACAGAGUCCUCCACACACGACCGAGUUCACACUGCCACUUUCGGACGGCAUCAGGUACUGCCUUAACCUUCCCGCAUGCACCUGCUUUGCAUGCCGAAGGUCCCAGGUUCAUUCCCUGGCAGCAUCUCCUGGUCAAGUUGGAAAAGAGUCACGAUUGAAAUCCUGGAGAGCUGCUGCCAGUCAGUGUAGACAAUACUGAGCUAGCUGGACCGAGGGUCUGACUCAGUAAACAGCAGUUCUUAAAAGGAGGGCAUUGGCUCCCCCUUUUCAAACAGGGGCUCCCCAGUUUUUAAAAAGGGGUCAUGACUCAUUGGUAAAUGCAUGCUCUGCUUACAAAAGGUUCCGUUUUCGGCAUCUCCAGGUAGGGCUGGGAAAGGCCAGUGUUUGAGACCCCGGAGAGCUGCUGCCAAUCAGUGCUAGACAAUACUGAGCUAGAUGGACCAAGGGUCUGACUCAGUAGAAGGCAGCUUCUUAUUUUCAUAUGUAUGUUCCUAUGAACAUUUUGCCAAGAUGAGUGGGUGAUGUCCCCCAUCCCCAACCCAAAUGUCGGCACUUAUGGUCCGGUCCAUGUGAAUAUAAUUUAGAGAUUUAUCCUGUCCCUAACCCUUUCCCAAAUCUGGCUUUCUUUUUAUGCCAUCUUAAAUCUGUCUCAGUCACAUGUAAAGUGGGUGGCGGGUAUCCAAUUCUUAGCGAGGGCGAGUGGGUGAGGAAAGCUAAAUUCUCCUCUGCUGCUUGCUUACCUCCCCUAGCUUCCACCACCCCAAGAAUUUUGCUCUCUGCCAAGCUGCCAACUUGACUGGAGGAGAAAGGGGCCUUUGGGCAAUUCUAAUGGUAACGGAAUCAGGCAUGUUACCACUUCUCCCAUGGCUGUACCCAUAAGCAAAUUUUCAAGUUGAUAUUGUCAAGAGAACAUCUUCUACUUUAAGGCUCUAUUUUUGCAAAUCCUUUCAAUAUUAUUGUGUAUGAAUGGUGCAAAAUACAGCAGUAACAGAAUCAGAAUUUUGGACAUCAUUUCUGAUUCCGUUACUGCUGUAUUUUGCACAUUUCAGAUGCUAUCCAUAUUAUUUAAGGGUAUUGCAAAAAUACAAUCUUAACACGGGAGCUGUUCUCUUGCCAGUGGUGGUACAGAAUAUCAACUUGAAAAUUUGCUUAUGGUAAACGUUAUUGAAAAAGUGGCAACUUGCCUGAUUCCAUGACCCUCCGAAUUGUUUCUUUGGGUGAGGGAACAGCCAGCAAAGAUAGUAACCUACAGGCACAGGGAAGGAGUUAGCACAUCAUCCACACAGCCCGUUUAGUCUAAAAUGUGGAUUCUCCCACAGCAACUUUGUAUUUGUCCUGCAUUUUAAAGGAAGAGGCCUGCUACCGUCUUAAUUUGGCCCUCAGUUUUGUCCUGGCGGUUCCGGCUUCAGUUGUGACCCCUACUCCCAGAGCUUUCCGUCCACACUCUUUGCCAAGCGGACUUGCAGGCUGUUAUUUCAGAGCCAUGCAGACUCACACCAGAAGACACUCUCAACUCUGCAACUGAUAGAGGCAGUCAAAACUCUUUUCUCCUGUGAUCGUUUUAUCCAAUGGUUCAGUGAAGGGAGAGGUCCUGCCAUUUGACAAGCAAUUUUGAGCCCCUAUUAAAAAAUUCCCAUUUCUCUCCAUCCAUUUUCCUUUUUCUGUUCAUCAAUUCCUCCUUCCCUCUUUCCAUCAAUCCAUUUUUUCUCCCUCAAUUUUUUCCAUCUAUUUUUCUUCUUCUCUACAUCAAUGAGAUUAUUUGUUUAGCCAGCCAUAACAAAAAGAUAUUAGAUUCCUUUUUCCUUUUUCCUUGUUUUCUUUUAUUUUUUUUUUCCUUUUCCAUUUUUCCUUUUCCUUCCAGUAAGGGGUUGGGGCAGCCAAUAAAAGAGGCACCCGACGUUUCUCUUUCUCUUGGUUUAGCUCCAUAACUCCUGAAAACAUUAUUUCCCAGAAAUAAGGAGUAAAACAAAACCAUUCUGUGAUACUUUAAAGAGUCAGCUGUACAUAGCACUUGCGGAAUGACUUUCCCCUGUUGGUUUCUUGUUUAUUUUGCACUGCCACGCAAAAUCCAUUUAAAAAAAGAAAUUAUAUUUAAAACAAAUUAGACAUUAACUCUGUUUAGAGUUAAACAGAAUAACCUUUUAAAACACUAUUUGUUUUUCUUUUCUUUUUCAUAAUUAUCAUUUAUUAUAAUGGAUGUAUAUUUUAUUGGGGAAGAAAAUGGGGAGGGAGAAUGUUUAUGAAGAUGCAUUUAAAAAAAAAAUAUGAAAACUUACUUUAAUUUUUGGCCCUUGUGGUAUGGGGCUGGGCGGGGCGGGGGGACUGAGGGCUUUUUUUUUUUUUUUUUUUUUUUGGUGGGUUGGUUUGUAACAUUUCUCUCAGUAUAUUGCAAAUAAUUUAAAAUUUAUUUGUAAAACUAUCGGACGCUACACAAAAUAAAGAUUAUUUAACCUAUUCGCCUCUGGAUCCACAGAAUAAAGAUUUGAUUCUUUGGGCCCCCCCCCCCUUGAAACCGAUUCCUUCUUUCCUGAACUUAAGCUCUGUUAAUUGGGCCAAGAGGCACCAUUUUGAGAGGGGUCCCUCUUCUGAUCAGCAGCUGUCCUUAUGCAGUUCUGCAUCCUUCCCAGUGGCUGUUGCUGGGGUCUGCCUUGCCUUCUGAAGACCGUGGGCCCUUUGGGGGCAGAGAAGCGGGUUUAGGAUCUCUUGUGGCACACAGUUUGGGAAUCACUCCUGCAAAUGGCCCAAGGAGCUCUUCUUAAAGUGCGGCCUCUCGUAGGAAGGGGAGAGCAACUAUCCCUAUUCAACCCAGCUCAGCGUCCCUCCCAGUGCAGGCUCUCUUAGGAAGGGGAGAGCAACUAUCCCUAUUCAACCCAGCUCAGCGUCCCUCCCAGUGGCUGUUGCUGCGGUCUCCCUUAUAUCUCUUUUUAGAUUGUGAACCCUUGGGCGUCCUCCUGUGGCCCAUGGUUUGAGAAUUAUCCCUGCCAGCUGGGCGCAAAGAGGCACCUUUUUAAAGAUGGCGGCCUUCUUCUACUGAGUAUAGCAUCUCAGUAUAGCAUCCCCCCAGUCGCUCUGGCUGGGGUCUCUCUUGGUUGUCUUUUUCAACCCGUCUUUGGGCCAGGGAGCCAUCUUCUCGUUCCUCUUGCUCCAUAAACUGCCUUGAGAAUGUGUGGUUGGUGAGAAGUGCUAUAUCAGUAUAUUAAAUAAUAAUAUCCAUUGAUAAUCCGAAACUCAUCUGUGCAGGGACGUUCUCCUGCAAAGUCCAUUGAAAUGAAAGGAGCACCAUGAGAGCGGUGCAUUUCAGUGAGGUCCCAGAGAACUUCCUGGGGAAGGUCUCUGGACGGGCUCAGCCAUGGAAUCACCGUAUCGGAAUCAGAACCUCUUGAUUAAGUGUUCUUAUUCGUUAACCCCCAUUAGAGUGACACUUCUAUUAGUUAACCCCUGCUAAGUGAACAAAGAGACGCCUUUUUAAAUGGUGGUCCUCUUAUAUUUAACUGGGGGAGAGCAACUGGUCCUAUCCGUCCCCAGCACAUCAUCCUUCCAGUGGCUGUUGCUGGUAUCUACCUUAUGUUCCUUUUUUAGAUUGUGAGCCCUUUGGGGACAGGGAGCCAUUUUAUCCAUGUAUUAUUUAGCUUGCUAUGUCAACAGUAUGAAGUAUAUAAAUAUUUGUAGUUGUGACAGUAAUAUUCAUUUAUUAUGCAUUUUUCUUUGUAAAUAGUGUUGAGAACUUUUGUUGAAAAGUGGCAUAUAAAUUUUUGUAGGAGAAGCAGCAGCUAAGGGUGCUAGCAGAUGUUACCUUAAGUAUAUGCUUUGCAAGCACUUGGGCUUGUUUGUUUAUUUGAGGCUGAAAAGUACUUAGAUUUGCACUGUGAUGGGGGUAUAUGGAAGGCUUGAACCUUCCCUUCCUCCCCAAUCAUUGCAAAAGACUCCACAAUAUGCUCUCCAAAAUUCCUAUGGGAACCCUUUUGUUCUGCAAUGGCAAAGAAACUAAGAACACAAGAACAGCCCUGCUGGAUCAGGCCCAAGAAUGCCCAUCUAGUCCAGCAUCCUGUUUCCCACAGUGGCCCACCAGAUGCCUCUGGGAAGCCUACUAGCGAGAACUGAAGGCAGGCACUCUCUCCUGCUGUGAAUCCCCUGCAACUGGUGCUUAGAGGCAUCUUGCCUCUGAGGCUGGAGGUGGCCCGCAGCCACCAGACUAGUAGCCAUUGGCAGACCUGUCUUCCAUGAAUGUACCUCAACCCCUCUUCAAGCCAUAUCCAGGCUGUCGGCUGUCACAACAUCUUGUGGCAGAGAAUUCCAACGGUUAAUUAUGUGCUGUGUGAAAAAAGUACUUCCAUUCGUUGGUUCUGAAUUUCUGGACCUUCAAUUUCAUGGGAUGACCCCUGAUUCUAGUGUUGUGAGAGAGGGAGAAAAACUCCCUCUCUGUCCACUCGCUCUGCCCCAGGCAUAAUCUUAUACACCGCAAUCAUGUACCCCUGUGGUCGCUUCUUUUCCAAACUAAAGAGCCCUAGCUGCUGUAGCCUUGCCUCAUAAGGAAGGUGCUCCAGGCCCCUGAUCAUCUGGGUUGCCCUCUUCUGCACCUUCUCCAGUUCUACAAUGCCCUCCUUAAGAUACAGUGAUCAGAACUGUACACAAUACUCCAAAUGUGGCCGCACCCUAAUUUUGUAAAAGAGCAUUUGUGAGGCCUGUAGGUCAGCUCUGACUGCCUUCACCGUCUCUGGCAUCUGCAUUGAGAUCUAACCACCUCUGCCAAAGGUCCAUGUGAGGAUGGAUGCUCUGCUUAUGCAGGAAGAGAGAAAGGAGAUAUGGCAGUGUCUUUGGAGGGUGAUACGAAUCCUCAGAGGUGUGGUCUAAAACUCCACGGCUUGGUACUGCUUCUAAUUCUAGGGCCAUUAGCCUGUGGCGGUCACCAAUGCAAGAGAUCGUCCAUCACAAGCCAGCUCAGGAGCAGUGGCCAAGCACAGGAUUAUUUUUAAAUAUACUUACAUACCAUUUUUCAACAACCAAAUCUCCCAGCAGGAUAAAUCGCAAAAUAAAACAGAAGGCCGUCCCCUGCUCCAAAAGCUGUGGCAAAAUUCUGCUCCCUGAGACCUCGAAGAGCUAUUUUCCUGACCGAGCUUUUAAGAAUGGGCUCGCUCGCUCUCUCUCUUAAAGGAUCCUCCCAGCACUGAGAAAAAUGCACAACUGUAAGGAAGUCAGCCCGGCGGGAAAUGGCUCUCACAUUGAAAGUGGGUUUAGGGUGGUGGGUGGUUUUUUUGUUUUGUUUCCUUUUUUUUUUUUGCCAAAGUGGCCCCCACUUGAAAAACAAUGAUGAUCACUGCUCCAGAUCCUGAUGAUACCAGCAAGAUCUGUCACCAUCUGCCAGAGCGAUCUUUGUUGUUGUAGCCAACCCUCUUGCGUGGAGACACCAGACCCCUUUCCCCUUGUUUUGCAAAGCCCUGAACUGAAGAUUUCUGACUCCUUGAUGCCUGAAUACACAAAGUAAACAGAUUCCCCCUCUUUCCCGCUUGUGUGAAUCGACGUGAAGAUCCUUUCCAAGCCCGAGGGGAACAUCUCUUUCCACCCUCGCCGCUUUCCAAAAAUGCUUCCCACUUCUUUUUUUAACUCAGAGAAUACCUUUCUCUGGACAAAGGAGCCGCAGUAACUUUUGCUACGACCCUACGAUGUCCUUCAAGUCCGGGACGGAUCUUGCCAAGGGGGGAAACUGAAUGAUGGGCCGAAAUUCGUCCCAUAUUGUCAUCAGAAUAAAGCGGCUCUCAUUAAUAUUCGAGAGGCACCAGCUCAAAGUCUGCUGCCAUUUUGCACCGGCCUGAAAGACUUUGUUGGGGGGGGGGGGGCUGUCUGUCUUAUACGUAAAACCAGAACACAAGAUGUUGGGCUCGGAAGCAGAGGAAUGACCGUCCACACAACGUCCCCAUCCAAACCAAAGUUUGCUCUUCUUCGUAUCCAUGCACCUUGCAUUCACCUGAUUGACUGCUGUAUACAUUCCGGAUUUCUUUAGGAAAAAAAAGUUUAUCUUGUUGUUUUUCAUAAGCACUCAAAGCAACCACCUCCAAGGGUGCAUAUAAAGCAGUGGGGCCCUUAGAAAUAUUUAGUAUUCUGCUCGGCCCUCCACAGACGGAGCAGGCAGAAGGCAGGGGACCUGUAGGCGGGGUGGCGGCGGCAGCUAGGGAAGCCCUAAAUGCACCCACCCCCAAUUAUUUUUUUCCUGCCUCCUCCUAAAGUUUUCACAAAUGAAUAACUUUUGAACGGCUUUAUUGGAAUGAAAUGGAGGGCAACCAAGUUUGUUAAACGUGCCCCCUUUUUUUUUUUUUUGUGCCUGCCCCAAACAAGACCACAAGAGGUGGUCUUGUGGGAGCAAGCAUGAAUUGUCCCCUUUGCUAAGCAGGUUCUGCCCUGGUUUGCAUUUGGAUGGGAGACCACAUGUGACACUGUGAGAUAUUCCCUUUAGGGGAUGGAGCCGCUCCGGGAAGAGCAUCUAGGUUCCAAGUUCCCUCCCUGGCAGCAUCUCCAAGACAGGGCUGAGAGAGAUUCCUGCCUGCAACCUUGGAGGAGCUGCUGCCAGUCUGUGAAGACAAUACUGAACUAGAUGGACCUGUGGUCUGACUCGGUAUGGCAGCUUCCUAUGUUCCUGUGUGUUAGGCUGGCUGUGGGCCUGGAAGGCAGCGCAAGAAACGUCCAAUUUGGUUUUCCUAAAAAGAGUGAGGUUUCUGGUCCUCAUGCUUGCAAAGAUAGCAAAUAUUUUGCAUUUAUUUCAGGCUUCUGAGUGUUCCAGACAUUUUGCAGACCUCAUCUUGUCAUCCACUCGACAGGGGAGAGAAGGGGGAAAGUAGGCCAAGUGAAUGCUGGGGACCCGUAACUGGAUCUCCAGUUUAUUGGAUUCUCCGUAAGAAGCAGCCACGGAGAAGUGGGUUUGGAUGUGACCGGGAGAAGAGGGAGGGAAAUCGGAACCAGUUCUCUUGAUAAAAAUGACUGUCAGCAUUGCUAUUUGCCCAAAUGAGGAGAACGGAUGUAACUUUCCCCCAAAGCUGCGUCCAGGCAGGGAGUGAUUUUCAUUAGGAAGCAACGUAAGGGAAAGGGUUAUUUCCUCUUUCCCUGCACCAUGGAACAAUUUUCAAAAAAUCUGGGGUUUUGAGGCAUGCCAGGAGCGAUCAUCUGAUACGCCUUGAACUGCCUGGGGGUUAUUUUUUUUUAAUGAAAGGCAGUAUAUACAUUUAUCUUUUAAGGAAGGAAGCAAACCUCAGCAAGGGGAAAUAUCUUCAGUCCUAGACAAAAGGGCCCGGGGUCCUUAGCUGUUUGCUCUCAUUAGUGGACGGUUGUGAGAAAUCCUGAGAUGAUGACGACUUCCACUGCUCACCUGGGUCUCUCUUGAGGAGGAAAUGACCAGCUCUCCAAGGCAGAUGGGGCACGAAGGACCUCGCACAGCAGAAAAGUGACUCUGGUCCCCCCAGAGUGCAGCCAAGGAAGACCGUGGAGCAGAGUGCAGGUAUGGCAGGGGAAGGAGAAUUCAAUGUUGGGUAUUUCACAUCUUCAGGAGAAGAGAACCAGUCUUGUGGUAGCAAGCAUGACUUGUCCCCUUAGCUAAGCAGGGUCCACCCUGGUUGCUUAUGAAUGGGAGACUAGACGUGUGAGCACUGCAAGAUAUUCCCCUUAGGGGAUGAAGCUGCUCUGGGAAGAGCAGAAGGUUUCAAGUUCCCUCCCUGGCUUCUCCAAGAUAGGGCUCAGAGAGAUUCCUGCCUGCAACCUUGGAGAAGCCACUGCCAGUCUGUGAAGACAAUCCUGAGCUAGAUAGACCAAUGGUCUGACUCAGUAUAUGGCAGCUUCCUAUGUUCUUUCCACCUUUCCAAGAUGAUGACUGGAUCGCUUAGCAGGGGGCCACAGCUUAGUGGGUAGGGUAUCCUAAAGCUCUGAGGUGGAAAGACCUCAACCCAAGAUUUCAGAAAGCCGCUGCCAGUUGAAUGAGACAAACGUAGACUUCAUUGAUUGAUUGUUUGAUUGCUUGAUUGUUAAAUUUAUAUACCGCCUUUCAUUAAAACAAUCCCAAGGUGGUUCACACAGAAAAAUUAAAACAAGACUAUAAAAAUACACAAUUAAAAUAUUAAGCUAAAAUAUUAACACAUAAAUAUGACUAAAAAGAUUUAAAAUGCAAGCAUUAAAAAGCAUACAGAAUACAGGAAGCAAUCAUAUAAAUGAGAUGAGGCCUCUCUGGGAAGAGCAGCUGCCUGCUUGCAUGCAUGCAGAUUUAGGAAUAUAGGAAGCUGCUGUUUGCUGUUUGCUGAGUCAGACCCUUGGUCCAUCUAGCUCAGUACUGUCUACCCAGACUGGCAGCAGUGUCUCCAAGGUUGAAGGCAGGAGUCUCUAUCUGCCUUAUCUUGGAGAUGCCAGGGAAAGUGCUUGGAACCUUCUGCAUGCAUGCAAGCAGGCCUGUGCUCCUUCCAGAGAGGCCUCCUCUCCUAAGGGGAGUGCUCACACGUCUCCCAUUCAAAUGAAAACUAGAGUGGGCCUUGCUUAGCAAAGGGGACACGUCAUGCUCACGACAACUCCCAUCAUCCCAGCCACAAUGGCCAAAGGUUCCUUCCCGCAUUCAGUCAUGAGAGGCCCCCUAGCUCUGAACUGAAGCAUAUGCUUGAGGUGGAAUGCCCCUGCUUUGGGCCGCCUCACAUUCUUAUCCCUCCAAAGGAGAGCCAGCGUGGUGUAGUGGUUAGAGUGCUGGACUAGGACCAGGGAGACCCGAGUUCAAAUCCCCCUUCAGCCAUGAGACUAGCUGGGUGACUCUGGGCCAGUCACUUCUCUCUCAGCCUCUAACCUACUUCACAGGGUUGUUGUGAGGAGAUACUUAAGUUUGUAGUACACCACUCUGGGCUCCUUGGAGGAAGAGUGGGAUAGAAAUGUAAAAAUAAAUAAAUAAAAUUGAACUGAACGUUCUCUGUUGACUUCUUCUGGCUCUGCCCAACCUGUAUUCGGUCGGGCAGAGCCUAAAGUAGUCAACAGAGAAUUUUCGGCUCGAAUCUGGAGGGAGACCGAAUGCGGGGGACCCCGUGUGUGUGUUUCCCUUUCCCUUGUGAGCAGAUGUGGAGUUGAAAGCUGUCU
This is a messenger RNA of Hemicordylus capensis (graceful crag lizard), 15872 nucleotides long. RefSeq names its product phospholipase C eta 2 (gene PLCH2). The transcript has 23 exons. Gene Ontology annotation, biological process: lipid metabolic process; phosphatidylinositol-mediated signaling. Bases 975 to 6398 code for a protein of 1807 amino acids. Lineage: Eukaryota; Metazoa; Chordata; Lepidosauria; Squamata; Cordylidae. Gene Ontology annotation, molecular function: phosphatidylinositol-4,5-bisphosphate phospholipase C activity; calcium ion binding. The record is from RefSeq and is a predicted model, not a curated record.